UUAGUCAACGAGUUUAACCAGUCAUGCAGUCGAUUGCAUAUUUGACUUAAAGCAAAAACAAUAAACAAAGGAACGACCGCGAAUAGUCGGUUCAGAGCAUUUGAGUGUGUCACCUCGUGUAACGGCAGCGGCAAUCAAAUAAUAUUUUGUUUAUAACUUUUUGUAUGAUUAACGACGUACGUACGCUUUGCGGAGAGUAUGCGCUGCAGAAUAUUCAUACUAGAAACAAGACGAUCAGUACCGCAUUCACAACCGUGCCAUUUAGUAAGAACUGCUGAUGCUGAGUAGAUAUAUUUUCAAAAAUAAAAUUUUUAUUUAAAGUCAUUAUUUAAAAAGAAAAACAAACAAAAAAAAUCGAAAGAAAACAAAAAUCAAAACAAUAAAAUUUUCUGUAACAACGAACCGCACAAAUCCGCACGCCCCACAAUGCUGGACACCAUCGUUUAUAUACCAACAAUAUUGGCGUACGUUUUCAUACUACUGCUUGUGGUCAUCCUUUGCUUCAUUGUGGUCUAUGUCAGCCACAGGAUCUACGUGUGCAUCUACGACAAUCUGCCGGUGGCGCAUGCGGCCAUUUCCACCAUAAUGAGCAUGGAGUACAAGGACAAUUUGCCCAGCAGAAGUAACAGCGGCAUCGUCUUGAGUUCGAACGAAGCUUUGCACGAGCGAAAGGCGAAAACAGCGCUGCGUAUAAUUGUCACUCUCGCACCGUGCUAUCUAGCCUAUGUGCCUGUGGACACUGAAAAGCACGGCAAGUCCACCGAUGAUUUCGAAUUAAAUGCGGACUAUCACGAGCAUAAAAUGAUCAAAUACUAUGAUCGCUUGUCGCAAAUACCAAUAACAGAUCACAUGUCGUCUUGCGUUAGCGAACGCCAGCUGUAUCCAAGUUCACGCCGGGUAGCAAAGCGCCGCGCAUCGUCGAGAAUUGCAGCAACAACCAGAGAUAAUGCGCUCAUAAAAACUGUGGCCACUUCCACCACCAGGUUAACGCAAUUUAUCGAAAGCGGCAAUAAUUUCAGAGAGGUUGCUGCGUCCAGCCUAUCCGCGCCGACUGUGCGUCCAUCGGUCACCUUCGCGCAUGCCAUGAAUGCGCUCGGCAACAUCAAAAUCAAUCCGCCAGAAGAUCCACUUUAAAUCAUUUGAAUAAAUUCGAAAAUAUACAAAUUACUUGCAGUCAUUUGGACAUCAAACACGAAUUUAUAUUGCUCGCUUACAGCAACAAUGUAUUUACGAGGUUUAUUACGGUAUAAUGCAGUUGAAUAACUCGUUUCUAUUAUUUCGAGAGCGAGACAUUUAAAAGCGAUAUGACCACUUAGCGCUUCGUAAAACAGAAUUAUAAAUAUAUGUAUAUAUGUACGAUAAUAUAAAUAUAAUAAUAUUGUAUAUACUUGAGGUGCAUAUGCACGCAUGCAUAUUUAUAAGAGCGUUUAAUGCAUGAACAAUUUAAUUGUAAUUCACAGUUUAGAUUUUACUCCGGCCGAACACGAAAUAUUGCCCAUCAAAGUCCAACAAACGGAAUCACAUUCAUGUCAGAAAUAAGUUAUACUUAUGAACUACGUUAAGUACACCUUAAAAUCACUUGGUAGGACAGUAAUAAGUUAAAAACGCUGAAGUCGAGUUAAGCUAGUUUUGGUGCCUUGAGUUAUUCCGUGCGAUUUAUGAGAGACUUAUGCUUAGGUGCAAUCUAAAAAAAAUUAUCUUAGCAUUAGAAGCGAUUAAAUUUUCAAAAAUAGAGAUAAAAGUUUUGUCCACUGGUGCACUAGAAAUUAAAAGACUAUAUUAAAUUGACUUAAGCUAGCUUAACAUUAUGAAAAUAUUGUAUGUAAUUGAACUGUAAAGCGCACAAAAUUAGUUACAAUAAAUAAAUUAUUAUUAAAACAAAAUAUUUUAUCUACAAAUGUACAUAUGAAUAUAGUAUAUAAUAUACAUAGGCUUCCGGCUUCCGACUUAAUCUAUGUAAAACAUGUAAAUACAAAAGUACAAAUGCAAAAUAACAUAACAUCACUUUCAUAAGUUUACAGGCGAAGGAAACCCGA
Bactrocera latifrons is the source of this 2036-nucleotide messenger RNA. RefSeq lists its product as uncharacterized. The coding region runs from base 427 to 1134 and encodes 235 amino acids. NCBI's taxonomy places the organism in Eukaryota, Metazoa, Arthropoda, Insecta, Diptera, Tephritidae. The transcript is spliced from 2 exons. The record is from RefSeq and is a predicted model, not a curated record.